Messenger RNA from Acanthosepion pharaonis, 777 nucleotides. The record is from the annotation of a GenBank genome assembly. Lineage: Eukaryota; Metazoa; Mollusca; Cephalopoda; Sepiida; Sepiidae.
AUGUUGGCUAACUUCUUCAUCAACUCUCUCUCAUCCUCAGCAUUCUAUCCUCAGCUCUUCAUCCGCAGCUCUCCUUCCUCAGCACUCCUUCAUUCCCCUUUUCUGAGCAGUCUAUCCUCAACUCUCCGUCCCAUCCUUUCUCAGCUCGCCUUCCUCACCUCUAUUUACUCAGCUCUCUAUCCUCAGCUCUCCAUCCUAAGCUAUCCUUCAUCAGCUCUCCCUCCUCAGCUCUCCAUCAUCAGCUCUCACUCACUAGCAUUUCUUUCUCAGCUCUCCUUCCUCAGUACACUUUCCCCAGCUCUCCAUUCUCAGCUCUUCAUCCUCAGAUAUACUUCCUCACCUCGCCUUCCUCUCCUCUCUUUCCUCAGCUCUCCAUAUUCGGCCAUUCUUCCUCAGCUCUCCACUCACCUUAUAUGCAUAAUCUAUCUAUCUAUCUAUCUAUCUAUCUAUCUAUCUAUCUAUCUAUCUAUCUAUCUAUAUAUAUAUAUAUCCUUAUUAGUGAAACACAGUAGAAUCAACAUCUAUCUAUCUAUCUAUCUAUCUAUCUAUCUAUCUAUCUAUCCUAGAUAUGACGAUAAACUACAUCCGGCAGCAAGGCCUCUGAUUGGGAGAUUGGAGUCUAUCUAUCUAUCUAUCUAUCUAUCUAUCUAUCUAUCUGAUGAUAUUCGACUUUGUAUAUACCCUGUCUCAGUCUAUCUAUCUAUCUAUCUAUCUAUCUAUCUAUCUAUCUAUCUAUCUAUCUAUCUAAGUUUGUGCAUAUCUGUCUAUCUAUCUUAA